CAGUCGCCGCCCGAAACUGGCCGCCGAAAGACGCGCCCUACGCGCCUCCUCCACCCGUGCACUUCUCUCAUACCGGGUUUUAGUUUCGCACCAUAAUGACAUAGUCCCAGUGCCGUGCGACGAGACAACGUGAAAGCGCACAUUUUAGUUUUUCUUUGACGAAGAAGACGUAACGGUCUCCGUUGUUCCAGAACUAGGGACGAUCCACUUCAUUCAAUCGAGGAUCGUGGUUGAGAUCGGAGGCGGUCUGCUCUUUUUUAAUCCGCCUUUUGAGUAGAGACUUGCGAAAAUGGGCGAGACCCGCCGGAAACCCCCUGCGAAGAAACGGAAAGCGGGAGACUUAGAUGAUCUUAAACAGGAAUUAGAUAUCGAUUACCACAAAGUAACGCCAGAGGAACUGUACCAAAGAUUUCAAACGCACCCCGAAAAUGGACUUAGCCACGCAAAAGCGAAAGAGAACCUUGAACGAGAUGGCCCAAAUGCACUCACACCUCCAAAACAGACGCCUGAAUGGGUUAAGUUUUGUAAAAAUCUCUUCGGUGGUUUCGCGUUAUUACUGUGGAUUGGUGCUAUCCUAUGCUUUAUUGCCUAUGGUAUUGUGGCGAGUACUGUUGAAGAACCCUCGGACGACCACUUGUAUCUCGGAAUCGUAUUGGCGGCUGUCGUUAUCGUGACUGGAAUAUUCUCUUACUACCAAGAAAGCAAGUCUUCCAAGAUCAUGGAAUCCUUCAAGAACAUGGUACCUCAAUUCGCUACCGUUAUCCGUGAAGGAGAAAAGUUAACGCUUCGCGCUGAGGAUCUGGUGCUUGGAGACGUUGUUGAGGUGAAAUUCGGCGAUCGUAUUCCUGCUGAUAUCAGGAUCAUUGAGGCUCGUGGAUUCAAAGUCGAUAACUCAAGUUUAACUGGCGAAUCGGAACCUCAGUCUCGUGGACCCGAGUUCACUAAUGAAAAUCCUCUGGAAACUAAGAACUUGGCAUUCUUCUCCACCAAUGCUGUUGAAGGAACUGCUAAAGGAAUCGUUAUCUGCUGCGGUGACAACACGGUCAUGGGUCGUAUUGCUGGUCUGGCGUCUGGUUUGGACACUGGUGAAACCCCCAUUGCUAAGGAAAUCCACCACUUCAUCCACUUGAUCACCGGCGUGGCUGUCUUCCUCGGAGUUACUUUCUUCAUCAUUGCCUUUAUCCUUGGUUAUCAUUGGCUUGAUGCUGUCAUUUUCCUUAUUGGUAUCAUUGUAGCCAACGUACCCGAAGGUUUACUCGCCACCGUAACUGUAUGUUUGACCCUGACUGCCAAGCGCAUGGCCUCCAAAAACUGUCUCGUGAAGAAUUUGGAAGCUGUAGAGACCCUUGGAUCUACAUCUACCAUCUGCUCAGACAAGACCGGAACCUUAACCCAGAACAGGAUGACAGUUGCUCAUAUGUGGUUCGAUAACCAGAUCAUUGAAGCCGAUACUACUGAGGAUCAAUCUGGAGUACAAUAUGACCGCACCAGCCCCGGAUUCAAGGCUCUCGCCAAGAUCGCAAGUCUCUGCAAUCGUGCCGAAUUCAAAGGUGGUCAGGACGGUGUGCCUAUUCUGAAGAAAGAAGUAGCUGGAGAUGCCUCCGAAGCUGCCCUGCUUAAAUGUAUGGAACUGGCCCUCGGGGAUGUACUGUCUAUCAGGAAGAGGAACAAGAAAGUAUGCGAGAUCCCCUUCAACUCUACCAACAAGUACCAGGUGUCUAUUCACGAAAGCGAUGAUCCCAGCGACCCACGUCACCUGCUGGUCAUGAAGGGAGCUCCCGAGAGGAUCCUGGAACGCUGCAGCACUAUCUUCAUUGGUGGCAAGGAAAAGGUCUUGGAUGAGGAAAUGAAGGAAGCUUUCAACAAUGCCUACUUGGAGCUUGGUGGACUUGGUGAACGUGUACUCGGUUUCUGCGACCUUCAACUGCCUUCCGACAAGUACCCCAUUGGCUAUAAGUUCAACACUGACGACCCCAACUUCCCACUCGACAACUUGCGUUUUGUUGGCCUCAUGAGUAUGAUUGACCCCCCUCGCGCUGCCGUACCCGACGCUGUCGCCAAAUGCCGAUCCGCUGGUAUCAAGGUCAUUAUGGUUACCGGAGAUCACCCUAUCACUGCCAAGGCUAUCGCCAAAUCCGUCGGAAUUAUCUCUGAAGGAAACGAAACCGUUGAAGACAUCGCCGCCCGUCUGAACAUUCCCGUUUCUGAAGUCAACCCUCGUGAAGCUAAGGCCGCCGUAGUUCACGGAACUGAACUCAGGGAUCUUAACUCGGAUCAACUCGACGAAAUUCUCAAGUUCCACACGGAGAUCGUAUUCGCCCGCACCUCCCCUCAGCAGAAGCUCAUCAUCGUAGAAGGUUGCCAACGCCUGGGUGCAAUUGUGGCCGUGACAGGUGACGGUGUCAAUGACUCGCCAGCUCUCAAGAAGGCUGACAUCGGUGUAGCUAUGGGUAUCGCCGGCUCCGACGUGUCCAAACAAGCUGCCGACAUGAUCCUGUUGGACGAUAACUUCGCGUCUAUCGUCACCGGAGUCGAGGAGGGUCGUCUCAUCUUCGACAACCUCAAGAAGUCCAUCGCUUACACUCUGACAUCGAACAUUCCUGAAAUUUCCCCCUUCCUUGCGUUUAUCCUUUGCGACAUUCCACUGCCGCUAGGCACUGUUACCAUUCUCUGCAUCGAUCUCGGAACCGACAUGGUACCCGCUAUAUCAUUGGCGUAUGAGGCACCAGAGUCAGAUAUCAUGAAGCGGCAGCCUCGAGAUCCCUACCGCGACAACCUCGUCAACAGAAGGUUGAUUUCCAUGGCUUACGGACAAAUCGGAAUGAUUCAAGCCGCAGCUGGUUUCUUUGUAUACUUCGUGAUCAUGGCUGAGAACGGAUUCCUUCCCACCAAACUGUUCGGGAUCAGGAAGCAAUGGGACUCUAAGGCCAUCAACGAUCUGCCCGACUCCUAUGGACAGGAAUGGACCUACCGUGACCGCAAGGCUCUGGAGUUCACUUGCCACACGGCUUUCUUCGUUUCCAUCGUCGUAGUACAGUGGGCGGACUUGAUCAUUUGCAAGACUCGCCGUAACUCUAUCGUCCACCAGGGCAUGCGCAACUGGGCCCUGAACUUCGGUCUCGUGUUUGAAACUGCCCUCGCCGCCUUCUUAUCCUACACUCCCGGCAUGGACAAGGGUCUGCGGAUGUAUCCUCUCAAGUUGGUGUGGUGGCUGCCCGCCAUUCCCUUCAUGCUGUCCAUCUUCAUCUACGAUGAGAUCCGACGCUUCUACCUGCGCCGUAACCCCGGCGGCUGGCUCGAACAAGAGACUUACUACUAAUCUGCACCGACCGCUGUCCACACCGUCGCGUCGUGCAACUCUUAGUUACCGCGUACAUUUCAUUUGUGUUCUUAUAUCAGACUGACAGAGGUUGCGGUGCCGUUCAGGUAUAUGUGUAAUCGCUGUCGUGUAAGCUUCUCACCGCUUGUUACCGCAUCGCCGCCGAGUGUCCGCCGCGGGUCCGCCGCCCCUCCACCGCCAGUCCGCCGACACAGCGCCGAUGUUCCCCGCGAGCGCCCGGCCUCGGUCGCGGAUCUUCGUCCUGAUAUAUAUUCGUGAACUAUCUAUGUAAUAUGUAUAUAUGAACAGUGAGAGUUAUUAUGUAUUUGUGAUGUUUAAUGAUGUUAAACACUUUGAUUUGUUAUGACGUGAAUCUCUUUAUAAAGUAUCAUGCUGUAGGCUGCGGGAGGACGAGCCGCGUCUCCCUGUAGCGACGGCCCCGCGGCACGCACGCGUCUUUAGAUCGCCCUCGGUCAUAUAACAUAGAAUGUAAUGAUAUGAUUAAAUUGUUUUUCACACACUUAUAUGAUAAGUAACAGAUAUCGUUUAGCGGUAGACGUCCGUCGCCGCCCGGCCGGCGCCCGCCAGCGCCCGGCGGCCGACGAGGAGCAUUUGUUGUAAUUAACGGUUAAGAAGCUACGAUCGUAAUCGUUUAAGUGAUCUAGAUUAAGUUGAAUUUUUCGAGUGAAUAAUGUUUAGUUGACGAUACGAAGUGGUGCGUGGUGUGUGAGAGCUCGAUGUGGAGUGCCUGAGUUUUAGUGUAUUACUGCUUACUGUUAGGUAGGUAGUUGAAAUUUUGAGCCAUAUUUUCAAUCGUAAAGUAGUCAAACGAAGCAUACACAGUCGCGAACGCUUAGCGGGCCGGUGCGUCGGCGGACGUGACGUCAUCCGCGCCUCGCCGCCGCCGCCCGAGCCGGGGCCGGACACUAUGCUUUUCUUUUUCUAAAAUUAACUGAUAUUAGUGAUUUUCGUGAAAUUCAUUAAAAUAGUCCGCUCAUUGUAAUGUAAGAUUUUAUUUCUUAAUUAAAAGAUAAUAAACAAAACGUAGAAAUGCGUAAUUAGAAAUUUUUAAAAUUAUACAGUUAUGAUAGAGUCAUCUUGUUUUGAUCGGCGUUCCGUCCCUCCGUCGACCGGGCCGGGCCGGAGCGGGCCGGCAGUGGACGACGGACGGUCCGUGGGCAGUCCGUGAGCAGUCCGCGAGCAGACCGUGGGCGCCGGUCGGAGGGACCGAGCGAUCGAUGAAUUUCAAUUUUCGUAACGAAAUAACAUAUAACAUAUAAUAAUGGUUACAAAAGUAAUAAUUAUAUUACAUUAUAGCGACUAUAAAUCUAAAUUAUAUGAAAUGUUUAUAGAUUUAAAUGAUGUUUGUUUGUUUAGAGUGACCUUCAGUGCUCGUUCUCUGUGAGCGACGUACGUUCCGCAGACAAUAGUCUAUGUUUGAAUUAUUUGUAUGAUCUUUGUAAGCUAUUCGUUUAACGUACACUGUAGAACUAACUUUGUGUUGCGUUCGACAGUUCUUUACACAGUUUCAUUUUAUAGUAUUACUCUGUUGGCUAGGAAUGCUGUAAAAAUGUAAGUGUUAAUAAAAAAAACAUUUUCAAAAUAUUA
Messenger RNA from Danaus plexippus (monarch butterfly), 4927 nucleotides. RefSeq names its product sodium/potassium-transporting ATPase subunit alpha (gene Atpalpha). Gene Ontology annotation, molecular function: ATP hydrolysis activity; ATP binding; P-type sodium:potassium-exchanging transporter activity. The transcript has 16 exons. NCBI's taxonomy places the organism in Eukaryota, Metazoa, Arthropoda, Insecta, Lepidoptera, Nymphalidae. Gene Ontology annotation, cellular component: membrane. The record is from RefSeq and is a predicted model, not a curated record. Bases 290 to 3319 code for a protein of 1009 amino acids. Gene Ontology annotation, biological process: sodium ion export across plasma membrane; proton transmembrane transport; potassium ion import across plasma membrane.